GAGCGACAACAACAGGAAACAUGAGGCUGCUGCUGCUGCUGCUACUGCGAGGAGGGCUGGCCUCACGGUAAUGACUGGAGUCAGGUAACCACCGCUGGACAGACCGACUCUAUUCCUCCUCACGGACGGGUUCAGGCACGAAGGGAGGCGGUGAGAGCGGCUUUCCGGGACGGUUUCACGUUUUUUUUUUAAACAAAUGCCGCGACUUUCUCUCUAAAACAAACUUUACAGAGCUGUAAAAGUUUGAUAUAAGUAACUACGUGUGGCCCGCUGUUCAUGAGACGAGCGUUGUGUGUUUUGGGGGGGGCUAGCUUAUCGCGGAGGCUACUCAGGUGUUCACCUACACGGCGAAGUUUGUGUCGUAUUUUAUCCUCCUCGUCACAUAAUUCAUUUAGGUGGAAGGAGGAUUUCUCUCUAUCUCCCUCUCUCCCUCUCUUUUUGUCGCGUGUCCAGUAGGCUAUCUCUCCACUUUUCCUGCUUGGUUUCGUUUUCCUCCUGCAGUGUAUUGGACCUAAAAUAUCAAGUGGCCAACUCUAAACAGGUGCCAGAAUGGAUGAGGCGGACAAGUACAAACAGCGACUGGAGGCCAUUGCUGAGAAGCGUCGGCUGCAGGAGGAGCAGGACAGAGCCAGGAGAGAAAUGGAGGAUGAGAAGCUCAGACUACAGCAGCUCAAGAGGAAGUCUCUGAGAGACCAGUGGUUGAUGGAAGGAGCUCCCUUGUCCCCGACCUCCCCGGAUACCGAGAACCCUCGCUCGCCUCUGUGGGGCUCCCAGGCCCAGGAGAUCGAAAAGCACAUUGACAAGUUGCAGUCCAAGAGCCAGCGGUUGGCAGAGGAGGAAGAGAAGCUGAGGGAACAGAUGGAGGACGGCCAAACGGAGGCAGUGAAAAUGGCUGAGGCUGGAGCAGAAAUAGUCCAUGAUGCUGUUGUGCAGAAUGGAGAAGAUGACGCAACAGGAUUGGAAAUAACAACUAUAGAUGAAGUGAAGACAAACCAAAACCCACUAGUGGAUGUAACUGCAGCUGUCCUAACAAAUGGUGGAGGAGACUCAGAGGCGCACAUUAACCCUGAUGCUUCAGAGCAGAGUAAUCAGUCCACCACCAACGGACCAGUUUUAGCCUCUGAGGGUGUUGUUAGCAUGAAGUUGGCACCAGAGUUGAGCACGGGUGUUUCUGAGGCAGAGCCUGGUCAGGUUCCAAAUGUCAACAUUAAUGAGGAGGAGGAUGAAGGGACUCUGGUGAUGAGAGCAGAACGUGUGAUCAUCACAGAUGAAGGGGAUGAUAUACCUGAGGAUCUUACGCCCCAGGAAGAUCAGCAAGAAACCAUUCAGUCAGAGGAAUCCCCUCUGCUGAAUCCAGAAGCAAGCCAAGGCCAAGAGGGAGGGGAGGCUGUGGAGGAGGUAGUAAAAACAGAAGCAACUCCAGAUGCGUUCACACAACCAGAGAAGAGUGAGGCAACUGAACCCACUGCAGAGGCACAACCAGCACCCGCUGAUGGAGAGGUGGAGGGUGGCGUAAAGACAAACGAAAACGGCGAUGAACAGGACAAGCAAUCAGAAGAUCCAACCUCUGUGCAGGUGCAGUCCCAGGCCAAUCCCAUAGAGGGCACUACAGUGGCUUCGGUGCCAAUCUACUCUAAGUCCGCUCUCGCCCUCGAGCUAGAAGCCGAGGGUGCAGCUGCAACGUCACCAGAGGAAGCUGAGGCAGCAUUGAAAGCCCAAGACCCUGCCACUGUGCCUGGCCAGUUCCAGGAGGUGCCCCUGGCUGAUCCUAAGGACAACCAGAGGACAGAGGCAGGGCCGGGGGAGCAGGAACCCCUUCUUUCGCAGGCCAAAGCCCCCGACACCCGUGCAGAGUCAGCAGCAGCUAACAGCCCCACCAGCACAGAGACACAGAUCACAACCAGGGCUAACCAGGGAGAGGAAACAGAGGCACCCAAACGCAAAACCUGCCAGUGCUGCUCUGUUAUGUAAAUACCCUCGCUGUACAUUGACUUCCUCUCCCCCUCUUCAGCCUGCCAGUAUCUUUCAGUCUGUCCCUUCGCUGUUCAAUUCACAACACGCUCCUUUCCUCGUCUCUUUGUUUUUUUGCGCCCAUCCCCAUAUUGAUGUGUCCACAAGCUACUUCCCUUCCCUCCCCUCCCCUCCCCUCCCCUACCCUCUGCCCUCACUCUUUGUAUUCAUCUCGAAACCUCCUCAUCCCACUCGUGAGUUUUGAUUCUCCAAGAGAAAGUGAGCUCUCUCCAAUGUGAAGACACAGGAGGUAUGGACUGGACUUGUCAGUGUUUAAGUGCCUUGAGUUCUCUACCCAGGGCUACACUUUUAAAUUCCCUUCGCACAAUGUGGACCAAAAUAUGAGGCGUGUUUUUUUUGUUUUUGUUCUUUUUUCUUUCUUUUUUUAUUUUUACACUGUUUGAGUUUUAUUUCAUUUUCCUGGUUAGCAGAUGAGCCAGCCAAUCUAUAUAGGAUCACACAACCCACAUAUUAGAUGCAGUUAAGCAAACUAAAGCAGAGUAAAGAUGUAUUUUUUAAACUGUUGUGUCUACAUGUAUAAUUCAUUGGGUAAAUUUCAUCAUCUAAAUAUGAGAUUUAACUGGAAAAUUCCAAAGAUCUGGAGAGGUUAAGAGAGGAUAUUGUUCUAAUUUAAUGACUUUAAAGCUGAAAUAUUUUAUUGAUUUUGGUCUUUCAUUAGAGAUAUUUUUAAUCCAUAUAGGGCCUGAACAUUUUUAUUCAUUCUGUAAUACAGCUUUUGACAAUACACAGACUAAUAGUAUGAAAUGGUCUAAUUUAUAAACAACAGCUUGAUCCACUGAAUAUUUUGUGGGCCGUUGUCAGUUUUAAAAGAGCAAUUAUUUUGAAAUACCUGGAAGUAUGAAUUUUGUAUUUUGACCAGAUGAGCUUUUGAAGAGAAGCUCCAGAGCUCCUGACGAAGCUCUGUGCAUGGAUGUAUAUACUGUAUACAGAAACAUGUGGAACUGAGAGUGUCUGAGAUGUCAGCUUUGAAAUGAUUGAUGAAUGAUUUAAUGAUUAAACUGACAUUUGUGAUACAUUGCCUGAUGUACUUGAUAUUCAUCCAGCAUUUCUGUUCCAAAAAACACAACAUUGCUCAAUGGAAAACAAAUGCUGUGUAAUCUUUAACCACUUGUUGCAUAAUGUUAUUUCUUACUUAUCUUAUUACAGAACCAGGGGCAACUGGUUUAGGACAGCUCUCUCUCCUAAUCUUUCCUGUCAUAUUUAACAAAAUGGGAGUGGGAGCAUGCAGUCCCCCCUCAGAUAGCUGGUAUAUCUAUAUUUAUGCAGCUUUAGUUGUGGUAAAUAUCCCCCUAAAGAGAAGAAGGGAGCUAACAGGAUUUAUCUUUGAGAUAUUUUACAGAAAGAGCGGGAUCACAGGGGCUGAGCUCAUGAGAAACCUGCAACACCUCUCAAAAAUAGAGCACCCAGCAGUGUCUCUACCAGCUCUUGUGGUAGUUCAGUAGCUAGAAGCACAGUCUUCUCAAGGGCCAGACUAAAGCCUGAGUCCCUGUAGAAAAGGGAUGCAGCAAUGGGCCAUGUAACUGUGAAAAUAAGUCCUGCUGAGCUGAGAGCUCUCAGGGGGUCCUGUCCUCUCAUGAGGAACCAGUACCUCUCUAUACUAGAUUGGUGCUCGUCAACCUGCUCUUGUGAAAAGAAAAUUAUCAGUGAGAGUUAGAUGUGUAGGUGCUAUCGCAGUAUGGUGUGCAGAGCCGCCUCACAGUUUAUUUGUCUUAAAUUAACAAACCACAUCACAUAUCACUUUACUUGGUGAAAGCAACACUAUGUAAGAUUUGGUAUUUGUUGUAAUUUGGCACCCCCAUUUCAGAGUGCAAUAUCUGUCGUAAAUAUGGACAGCUGUGCAUGUGCAUUUGUUACGAUUCCAUUACUUGUGAUCAAAAACAAGCAAGUCUUUGCUAACACAACAUCAAACAAGUGCAACAACACAAGACACAGCAAGCCAGCUAAAAUAACUCAGUAGUCCAACAGCAAGAAGGCCAGCUUGCCAACAGUCUGCAGCCUUUUAUUUCACAAAGCUCUCGUCAACGACUAAAAGCCAGUCCCAGAUUUACCCUUUUCUGGCCAGCUUCUCUUUCCUAUUCUCUACUUAGCUUCCUCUGUCCAUGAGAGAGCCCGGUUACAUUGCCUGCUCGUCAUCUCCGGUUCUGGUAUGAUGCCAGACCACCUGGGCUUCCCUGGUGGUCAUAAUGUUAUGCAGCACCAUACGCAACAAACUAUAAUGCACUGUGUGUUCUGACAACUUUCUAUCAGAACCAGCAUUUUUCACCAGUUUGAGCUACAGUAGCUUGUCUGUUGGAUCGGACCACAUGGGCCAGCCUUCACUCCCCAUGUGCAUCAGUCCCUGGACCACGUUUGAUAUGCACUGACCACUGCAGACCAGGAACACCCCACAAGAGCUGCAGUUUUGGAGAUGCUCUAACAGUCAUCUAACCAUCAUAAUUUGGUCUUUGUCAAAAUUGCUCAUAUCCUCACACUGCCCAUUUUUCCUGCUUUUAACACAUCAACAACAGACUAUGAGUAUAACAGUAUAUGUAUAGUUCAUCACAGUGUUGUAAGAAUAAAAGCAAUGAGUCUAAAGGGGCAGCUUGUGUGUACUGUUGCAAAGGUGAUACUGGUGCUUUGACUGGAAACAAACAUUGGUUCACGGAAUUAUUCCACUAAGCUGAACUUUCCCAGAAAUCGACGCUUGCUGUUUCAGAAUUGCUAAAACAAUAUUAGGUAUUGUGAAACAGAAACUUUCCGAUAGUUUACAGUGUGAAAUGUAAUCAUUUUACUUUAAAGCUACAGUGCAACUGUGACGAGGUAGAAGUAUUCUCAAUGCAUUUAACAGAGCAUAUUAGGUUUUAUAGUGAUUUCAACAGACACAAUACAUAUAUUGAAGUUGUAGCUCUUUUUCUGAGCCAAUAAGAUUAAAACAAUUUUAUUGGCUGCUAUUUACAAAAGGAGUCACAGUAUAUUCACUACUUACAUGUAAGACAGUGUAAAUAAUCAAGAUUCACAGCAUUCAAUUCAUUCUUAUUUUACUGUCACAGAGAAGACAGGUGGACUCUGCUCUCGGUAUUGUGAAACUUUUCUGAUGCAACUAUAAAACCACAAGGCACUAUACUGGCACCACUUUCAGGGAGACGCUGCAUGUAACUGAGUCUAGAUGUACAGUCAUAUGACUUCCACUUACAGAGCCAUGUUUGCUGUGUGUGCCAUCACUCUUGUCUACUUGAUGUCUGUGAGCCAGUCAGCUCCUCUGGCCUGUUCAGACUUGCUCAAGCCUUUGGAUCAACUGAAUGUUCAUGAUUUUGAGGGCAAAUGGGUUAUGGUUGCAAACAGCAUGAAAACCAUCAAAGGUCAAGUGUGGAUUCAACCAUCUGACAGCAUAAGUAUUGAUUUCUUCAACUCAACUUUGAUCAAAACCCAUCGUUUUGGUGAGCGGUGCUCUUAUUCUUCAUACAACGUCUCAAUACAAGGUGGUAACUAUAACUUCAGUGUUGGACAGAUGUAUAACUUCAGUGGGACUAUAUACCAAACAUCCUGUUCCGACUGCGUGGUAUUGAGUUUCAAAAUGGAAGCACCAACAACAACGACAGAGGAACUGUGCCUGUUCAGCAAAAGGAGGGAGGUGGAACCGAAGGAGUUGGCGGAGUUCAUCGCUCAGGUGGAUUGUCUGGACAUGCCUCAACAUGUGGUGAUGGAUCCGACCAAGAAGCUUUGUACAGUCACCUCUCACCACAGUAGGUCAUGAUGAGGAAAAACCAGAGAAUCCAAAGGCUCAAGAGACUGUGUUACAUGACAUCUGUUGACAGUGUACAUUAAAAUCAAUGUCACACAACAUCUGUGAUUGCUUUUGUGCAUAUGGUAAGAGUGACAUUUCUGCUGUGCCUGGCAGUCAAGAUAAAACAAUAAAAAAUACCCAAAACCUUUGAAA
Dicentrarchus labrax (European seabass) is the source of this 5947-nucleotide messenger RNA. It is a transcript of the gene palm3, whose product is annotated as paralemmin 3. The record is from RefSeq and is a predicted model, not a curated record. NCBI's taxonomy places the organism in Eukaryota, Metazoa, Chordata, Actinopteri, Moronidae. The transcript has 8 exons. Bases 550 to 1971 code for a protein of 473 amino acids.